GUCACGUGAAUGUCUAGGCCCGCCUCCUCUCUUCCUCCCUCCCUCAUUUCCCUUUUAAAGAACCUUUUGAUCUCUGCUCCUUAGGCCAUUUUACACACAUUACCAGUUUCUGUACACUUCCCUCUCCACUCCUCAAUCUCAGACCUAUAAUUCUUCCAUUGGAUCCUAUAAUCAAGAAAAAUUGUUCAUUUAGUCUUUCUGUCCCACCCCCACCUCACGAAAAAAAAAUCAGUCUAAAUGAAUCCAAUUAACCUGAACUCAUCACCUUUUGUUCUUGAGCCAAACGAAGAACUCGAUGAUCAAAAUCCUCCGCAAUUUGGUGUGAACCAUCAUAUUGCUUCAUCAUCUUCACACUCAUGCCAUUAUUUCUUCAAUUCGACUCAAGAUUACGCGAAAUACUAUCGCCAUGAAUUAUACCAGCCUCAGCAGCAUCAAGAGGAUUUUAGUUACGCCUAUGGCGGUGGAUCAUACGAUGUUGAGAAUAAAGUUGACAGUGGUCUUAAAUUAACUCUGUGGAAGAAACUAGAUCCAUCUGAAAGUGUAUUGGAGAAUAAUAAUAAUCCAGUUAAGUGGAUGUCGUCGAAGAUGAGAUUGAUGCACAAGAUGAAGAAUUCGGAUCAUGCUGGUCUAAAAAUAACUAGUGGUGGUACAGAAAAGUAUGAAAAUCAUCAGAAGCAGCCAUCCUCAUCUUUGGAAACUGAUUUAAGCAGCAACAGUAUUUCAAAUAAUAAUAGCCCUAUUAGGGUUUGUACUGAUUGUAACACAACCAAGACCCCCCUUUGGAGAAGUGGUCCCAAAGGCCCUAAGUCUCUUUGCAACGCCUGUGGAAUUAGGCAAAGAAAGGCGAGGCAAGCAAUGGCUGCAGCAGCUGCUGCUGAUGCUAAUGGGACAGCCAUUACGACUAAACUAUCGCCAAUGAAGAUCAAGGUGCACCAUAAAGACAAGACUAGCAAAAGUGGACAUGCUACACAACUCAAGAAGCGUUGCAAAAUUACUUCUGGACCAUCCAAUGAUACGAAGAAACUCGGCCUAGAAGAUUUCUUGAUAAAUUUGAGUAAGAAUUUGGCCUUAAAUCGAGUAUUUCCACAAGAUGAGAAAGACGCUGCGAUCCUGCUAAUGGCUUUAUCUUCUGGUCUUGUCCAUGGUUGAUUCAAUUUCUACAAAAAUGGGUGUGUUUUCUUGAUUUAGCUAGAAGUACUAUGAUUAAUUAGUAUUAGAAGCGCAAAUGAUUGAGAAUGAGUGAGAUUAUAUUGUCAUAAUUUAAUGAGAAAAGCAUAAUAAAUUUGUGUGGCGAUCUUGUAAACCUUUUGAUGGAUUUGGACAAGUUGAU
This is a messenger RNA of Olea europaea var. sylvestris, 1330 nucleotides long. RefSeq names its product GATA transcription factor 21-like. Gene Ontology annotation, molecular function: zinc ion binding; sequence-specific DNA binding. Lineage: Eukaryota; Viridiplantae; Streptophyta; Magnoliopsida; Lamiales; Oleaceae. Bases 238 to 1149 code for a protein of 303 amino acids. Gene Ontology annotation, biological process: regulation of DNA-templated transcription. The transcript is spliced from 3 exons. The record is from RefSeq and is a predicted model, not a curated record.